This is a messenger RNA of Talaromyces amestolkiae, 546 nucleotides long. RefSeq lists its product as uncharacterized. The transcript has a single exon. Bases 1 to 546 code for a protein of 181 amino acids. NCBI's taxonomy places the organism in Eukaryota, Fungi, Ascomycota, Eurotiomycetes, Eurotiales, Trichocomaceae. The record is from RefSeq and is a predicted model, not a curated record.
AUGAGCAGUCUGUCGGGGCCUCAUGCCACUUUCAGCACGGAAACAAAGGUGUCAUUCUUUCAAUAUAUACGCGACAGUCCAAAUAAUCGCCGUGUAUCUCAGGAAGAGAGAGAUAAUAUAAUCCAGUGGUUAACCAAUCCCCACAAGCGGCCGUCAUCACAAAGCGAAUUCAGUCGACGGAAUUAUGUUAGGAAGACGUUCAUUUGGGGGGACGGCUCACAGCAUCUGCUCGCAGCGCCAAAGACGAAUGGGGCACAGAAACGUAUAGUGGUUACCGAGGAUAAGAUUGCGGAUGUGGUAGAACAUGUUCACGAAAAUAACGGUCACGCCGGCUGGGAUUACACUUGGAGAGAUGUCAGCAUAUCAUACUAUGGAAUCUUGAGGUCGGAUGUCAUAAACCUCCUGAAGCAAUGUCAAAUUUGUGCCCAUAACCCUUCAAAGCGACCCAAGGAGUCCAUUACUGCAACCCCGGAUACCCGAUCGGCUGAUAGCGAGUUCAUUGACUUCUUAGAUCAGAGCGAACCGCCGUUCGACGCCUCUGCAUGA